Messenger RNA from Sinocyclocheilus grahami, 1369 nucleotides. Its product is annotated as isopentenyl-diphosphate Delta-isomerase 1-like. NCBI's taxonomy places the organism in Eukaryota, Metazoa, Chordata, Actinopteri, Cypriniformes, Cyprinidae. The record is from RefSeq and is a predicted model, not a curated record. The transcript has 5 exons. The coding region runs from base 187 to 1023 and encodes 278 amino acids. Gene Ontology annotation, cellular component: cytoplasm. Gene Ontology annotation, molecular function: isopentenyl-diphosphate delta-isomerase activity. Gene Ontology annotation, biological process: isoprenoid biosynthetic process; isopentenyl diphosphate biosynthetic process.
CUCGUCAGAUUAAGCGGUGUUCAGUGCGUUAUAAAGACAGCUCGAGCAUCAGCGCUCCGGCGGUGUGAGUGUGUGAAGCGCUGCUGUAUCGCUGGCUCGUAGAGCAGAAGUACAGUACAGUGUUGUGUGGCGUGAUGGCGUGUCUGUAGAGUGCUGGGCUGUGAUUGGUCAGCGCGCUGUGCGCUCAUGGCGCGGUUGCUAUGGGCGGCGGGCAGAUCUGCGGCUGCGCUGCUCUUCAGAGUAAAUAAAGCCGCAGCACGAGCUCGAACUCUUCAUCUACCUGCUCGACAGCACGCGCUUCUGUACAGUCAGGUCAGACGGCUCAGUUCACCUGUAAGGAUGCCGGAGAUUAACACGGAUCAUCUGGAUGAGAAGCAGGUGCAGUUGCUUGCAGAGAUGUGCAUCCUCAUCGACGACAAUGACCGAAAGAUUGGAGCUGACAGCAAGAAAAACUGCCAUCUCAACUCAAAUAUUGAGAAAGGAUUAUUGCAUCGAGCAUUCAGUGUUUUCCUGUUUAACAGCGAGGAGAAGCUGCUCCUUCAGCAGAGAUCCAAUGCCAAAAUCACUUUUCCAGGCUGUUUUACCAACGCUUGCUGCAGUCACCCUCUCCACACUGCCAGUGAACUGGAGGAGCAGGAUGCCAUCGGGGUCCGCCGCGCCGCACAGAGACGCCUGCAAGCCGAGCUGGGCAUUCCCACCGAUCAGGUGCCUCCAGAAGAGAUGACCUACCUGACCCGCAUCCACUACAAAGCCCAGUCAGACGGCGUCUGGGGCGAGCACGAGAUCGACUACAUCCUCUUCAUGCAGAAAGACGUGGAUCUGAAUCCAGACCCCAACGAGAUCCAGAGCCACUGCUACGUGUCCAAAGAGGAGCUGAAGGAGAUCCUGGAGAAAGCCAAGAGGAAAGAGCUGGAGAUCACACCCUGGUUCAGCCUGAUCGCAGAAACCUUCCUCUUGAAGUGGUGGGACAACCUCCAUAACCUCAAACAGUUCAUCGACCACGACGGGAUCCACCGCAUGUAGGCCACGUCUGGAGAGGACUUUAACGGUUUAUAAAAAGACUGGACAGCUUGGCCAUGAAGGGCUUGUCUUAUUGUUUGUAAAUGUUUGGACAGGCAGGGAGUUUUAUUUUAGCAUUAAAGUUCUGAUUGGUAGAUUAGAACUUGAAUCCACUUUUCAAACUGCUACAUGAAUAAAUGAGCAUUUUAUUGCUAACAAACACUGUCCAUUUGUGUGAAGUGCCUAGUUUCAUAUGAGAGACUGUGCUUUUGAAGGAAUAUUUUGUGUAGAUAAAACUAUCAGGACUCAUUGUGAGGUUUACAGUUAUGUAAAGUAAUUAUUAGAGAAGUCAAAUAAAAUGUGCGCUCUU